This is a messenger RNA of Saccostrea cuccullata (small rock oyster), 9451 nucleotides long. Its product is annotated as E3 ubiquitin-protein ligase UBR5-like. The record is from RefSeq and is a predicted model, not a curated record. Gene Ontology annotation, biological process: protein polyubiquitination; positive regulation of canonical Wnt signaling pathway. Bases 116 to 9067 code for a protein of 2983 amino acids. Gene Ontology annotation, cellular component: cytoplasm; nucleus. The transcript is spliced from 51 exons. Gene Ontology annotation, molecular function: zinc ion binding; ubiquitin-ubiquitin ligase activity; RNA binding. Lineage: Eukaryota; Metazoa; Mollusca; Bivalvia; Ostreida; Ostreidae.
CCGAACGGAGGAAAAAUGGCGACGACUCUCUGAAGAGUGGAGUUAAUUUCAUAACAUUUAUGUUACUUAUUAUCGUAAUUCCGGGAGUAAAUUAGAGGAAAAACGAAAGGAAAACAUGACAUCAAUACACUGUGUUGUUCAUCCUCUUCCAGGGAGCGACACACAGCUGAAUGACAGGAUAAGAGAAGUUGCAGAGAAAAUUAGUCAUCAUGGAUUUAACAGUCCUCCAGCAUUUAGUGCCCUGACCAAUGUGACGGUCACACAGUGUGCUGUAGGCCCCAACUGUCUGGCCUUCCUCUUGGAGGAUGGACGUGUUUGCAGACUGGGAUAUUCUAUCGCCAUAGAUAAACUAGAUUUGAACAAAUCAGAUAGUAAAGUUAAGCCUGUGAGCCGACCUGAGCGCAAUGAGAGGACCUCUGUCAUUCCCAGCAGGAACAGUUCCCUGGUGGUGGAGAGCCCUAUGGUGUUAGUGUCUGAUGUCCUCGGCUCCAGUGCUGACCCACCUGCAGGGCGAUGGGGCAGCACUACCACAACAAUAAGUGGAUCUGCUACUACACGCAGCCAACCUGCCUACAGUCGUAUGCAGAGGACAGUUCAUGUUAGUCGGGGUCGAAGGUCAGGGGUCAUCGUGGGAAGCCGACCUCUAGUUCCAGCAUCUGUUGUACCUGAAGAUCUGAUUAGUCAGUGUCAAGUGGUGCUUCAAGGAAAAUCUAGGAAUUUGAUCAUCAGGGAGUUACAGAGAACGAACCUGGAUGUGAACCAGGCAGUGAACAACCUCCUGAGCCGAGACGAUGAGGGUGAGGUAGAGGAUGAGGACAGCCAGGACUCUUACAUGCCGGACGAUCUCAUCUCGCUCCUCGACGGAGGCAUGCACUCAGAACACCCCAGUGUCAUCAUAGAUGCCGACACCAUGUUUAACGAGGAUGUGUUUGGUUACUCUACCCUGAGAAGUAGGACAGCAGGAACAAGAUCCAGGCUAGGUGACAGAGAUCGAGAUCUGGAUAGAGAAAGCCGAGAAUCCAUCUUCCGCAUCCGAGACCGCAGACGUUUAGACACAACACUGAGAGACGAGACACUCAAAUCACUGGAGCGUGACAAGGCAGAGGCCCUCAUAGAGGGAGAGAACCUGAAAAAACAACCAGCCCCUUCUCAGACCCCGGUUAACUUUGGAGAGGACUUGCAUUUCCUGAUGGAGAAAGAUGGAACGUCCAUUACUUUUACUCACAUUGCUGCGAUGCACUCUGACCUGGUUGCCGUGGGAACCAAUGGACAGUUAUACAGCUGGAAGUGGAAUGAGAUGGAGCCAUACAGACAUUAUGAUAACCCCAAUAUCCGCCAUCCUAAGGUGCUACCUCUGGGUCUACAGAAUGAGAGGAUCAUGGGAUUGUCUGCGUGUGGCGUCAGGGCCUCAGUGUUCACCGAGUCUAACAAGGUGGCUACCUGGGUGGACGAGACCCUGAACAGUGUGGCCUCCAAACUGGAGCAUCAGGCUCAAACCUUCCCAGAAUUCCAGACGGAUAAGAUUGUGUCUCUCCACACCUGUUCCCUGUAUACCUGUGCCAGGCUGGAAAGCAGUGCCCUCUAUUGGUGGGGCAUCAUGCCAUUUGGACAAAGGAAGAAAAUGCUGGAGAAGACAAAGAAGAAGAAAACCAAGGAUGGAUCGGUGACCAGUGAUGUUACUGCUGGCUCUCUGGUUUGUUUGAGGAGUUCCCCUAUGUACCACAGUGGUGCCCUAGCCUUCGCCACCAUUGACGGUGUCCCUAAAGUAGGUCAGCUGCUGGAGUCUGCCUGGUCACUGUCUGACAGCUGUCGCUUCAAGAUCCUCAAGCAUGCACCUGUAGAACCUAGACCUGAGGUUAAGUUGGAGGUGAAGUCGUGUGAUGUGAAGUCAGACAUGCCCCCACCCCCCUCUCCUGACUCCUCCACCUGUAGUGACCACAGCGGCCCCACCCUCAUCAGCACCUCUCUCAAGCGCAAGAAGGCGCCAACACCAAUGAAGGAUUUUGAUAAAAAGGAUGAGGAGAACUGGCCAUUAAAGAAUGUUAUCUUUGUGGAGGAUGUGAAAACUGUCCCAGUUGGAAAAGUGGUCAAAGUAGAUGGGGCGUAUGCAGUGGUUAAGUUUCAGUCCAGGGAUGCAUUAGAAUCGGGCAGUGGCAGAGAGGAUCCAGUCAGUCUAUUACAGGACUGUAGGAUACUCAGAAAGGAUGAGUUACAGGUGUUAAAGAAUGCCAAUGCCCCCCGCUUGCCUGAUUGUUUUCAGAAGACCCCCAAGAAAGUGACCUUGACAGAGAGCGGUCAGAUACUGGCUGUAGCUGUGGACUGUGAAGGUAUCCACCUGAUAGCUAGAUCUGGGUCACGCCUGAGCUACACGAUCUAUAACCUGACCAGUGGUAAAGUGGACCAAGAUGCCACCUUCCAGACAGAUGCUCAAACAUUUCUGGGAGAAAAUCGCAGUGAAAUCACACUACACAACACAGGAGAUGAGUUGUUGGUCCAGCUACAAGAUGGUAAUGGUGCCCUGUAUCCCCUGGCUAAGGACUGUGCGGAGGGCAUACGUGACCCCCUCUGGCUUAAUCUGCCCCCGGUCAGAGCCCUGGGGAUGAGGGUCCAGUGUCUGAACUCAGUGGGCAACAACAUGAAGAACAAAGCCUGUGUCCUGGUUCUUGCAGUCGAGCACCAGAAAUUGAUCCCGCACAUUUUGCGAUGUGACCUGGAGAAAGUCAAGUCUAUUCUGCUAUCCCUAGAGCAGGAACAAGAAUCAGCUGCUGGUCAGAAAAUUCUACAGGAAAUUGUAAAAGAGCAUUGUGAUGGUAACAGGAACAUCUUACACACCUGUGUGGCCAUGUGUAUACCCACUUCUAACAAAGACUAUGACCAAGAUCCAGUCCCUCUGUCGACGACCGGUGCUUCUGCCACCACCACCAGUAGUAGCAGUUCAUUCAGCUCCGCCCUGGAAGCAAUCAAUGCAGUCAGCAGCGCAGUGGAUGCUCUCAAUGCCAUCCAGUCACGGACCAGUGAUCCAAGCUCAAGGUGUGUGAGUCUGAGAGAGAUGAUGAAGCGUGCUUCUUCUGCCGCCCGAGCGGUCAGUGGGAUGGACGUCAGGGACUCAGAGGACAUGUCCAUACCUACACUACAAUGGCCCCCUGACCCACCACCUCCACCCAGCUACGAGACACUUCAACAGGAACAUGGUAUCCCCCGCCAGUCCUCCAGCACUCAGAGUGUCCCCCUGGUAUCGGGGGAGUUCAGCACGGUGUCAAUUCCACCGGUCAAACUGGAGGAGAAGGAGAGGCGUGUGAAUGCCAUGGCCAUUCUGAAGAUCCUGUGUGAAUGUCCACAGCUACAGCCACAUCUGGUUGAACUACUCUCUGCUAGGAAUGCAGAUGGCUGUACAGUGUUUAUGCAGGCAGUGAGAGGCUGUGCCUAUGCCGCAGCUCUGGUGGUGCUAGACACAGCUAAGAGAGUAGCCACUAAUGAGUCUGGCUGGCUGGAUAGAGCCUCCUUCAUGCAGAUGCUUUACCCCACAGGAUCAAGCCUAGACAACUCCCCCCUACAGAUGUUGUGUUGUAAUGACACCUGUAGUUUUACCUGGACUGGACGAGAACACAUCAAACAGGAUAUAUUUGAAUGUAAAACCUGUGGUCUGGUGGGAUCUCUGUGUUGCUGCACUGAAUGUGCCAGGGUCUGUCACAGAGGACAUGACUGCAAAAUGAAGAGGACCUCUCCUACAGCUUACUGUGACUGCUGGGAAAAGUGUAAAUGUAAAGCUCUGAUUGCCGGCCAACAACAGCCUCGCUUCGAGUUGUUAAACCGACUGUUAACCGAGACAGAUCUGGUGAAGCUUCCCAACAGCAGAGGUGAGAACAUCCUGUUGUUCCUAGUUCAGACUGUGGGGAGACAGCUGAUAGAACAGAGACAGUACCGGCCCAACAGGACCCGGGUCCCCUCGUCCCGCAAAGCUAUCCCACAGGACCCAGACAAUCUAUGUGAGAACGUCCCUUUGUGGUAUGUGGAGAUGCCUGAGCAUGAUCUUGAACCCCCACGGUUCAGUCGUCGCUCACUGGAGCGGAUCCUCAAUGACUGGACUGCCGUGAAGUCUAUGAUUAUGAGUGGCAAGAAGGGAACCAGUUCACCGGAUGUUGUGUAUGAGGACCAGCUGUACCUGGACAGUCAGAGUGGCACGGCUAGAUUGGACAAGUUCACUCACAACCUACUGGUCAAGUGCAGUGUAGAGAUGCUGGAUACUUUGUUGACGACUUUGAUCAGAGAGAUGCAGAAUGAUAAUGUGGAGGGCAGGAAGGCAGAGGCUAGGACUGUGACCCGACGAUUUAUCAGAUCGGUGGCUCGAAUCUUUGUCGUCCUCAACAUAGAGAUGACCCCAGCCACCAACAAAAAGAAAAGUUCCAGUAUCACUGCCUGUCAGCCCUUGGUUAGAUGUAAGAGAGCCUUCAAUGCUCUGAUCACCCUAGCUAUAGAGGAGCUUUGUGAGAUGGCCGACUCCUUAAUUGCUCCGGUCAGGAUGGGGGUCCUACGGCCCACUGCUCCGUUCACUCUCGCCACGGCCAACAUUGAUGCCAUUCAGGGAAGUGAGGAAAUCUUCAACCUUGACCCCCUGCCCCCCAGGUCCCACCCAGCAGAUUCUGAGAACCACUCUGUGUCCUACAUCUCCCACCCACGCAUCUCCCAGAGUGUCCCCUCCCAGAGGGCGGGGCAGGAUGGGGACGAUGAUGAAAUGAUGCCCCCAGAGGAGGUGGAGGUAGGAGAAGGUAUGGGAGGUGAAGAUGACCAAUCAGAUCACGAGGAUCGUGAGGAUCACCAAUCGGAACACUCUGAUCAGGACCAAAUCGACAAUGAAGGAGGUGCUGGAGAAAGUGACAUGGAUGUCAUCUCAGAGAGUGACAGUGAGAGUAGUCAUAGCAACCAGGACAAUGUCAGUGUACAGAGGAGUGCUGUCACUGCGGCAACAGCUGGGUCAGACGCAGGGCUUGGAAGCCUGGCCCACUUUUCUGAGGAUUCCGGAGAAUCGUCCAAUCAGGAAGAAGAUUAUGAAAGUGAAGGAGAACAGAGUAAUGAUGGGAAUGAUGCUGAUGACAUGAACUUCAUUGAUGAGCAGCUGGAGAGAUGUCAUACUUCAGGUUCUCAUGGACAGAGGACACUCCAGGCCCCUCAGACCAUGCAGUGGGCAAUCAGACAGAGAGAGACCCCCACCACAAGACCCCCUCCUACAUCAGGCACCACCACCACCACAGGAGGUACUGGUGGCCUGAUCUACAUUGAUCCCGCCACUCUGAGGAGGACCAGUACGGUUACCACGACAGCGGUCCACCAUCACCAGGAGAACCAGGUUACCAUGACGACCACCGCCAGUCAGCUGGCGCGUGCCUUCAGUGUCGUGGUGCGACAGAUCGCAGACUUGUUAACAAUGAUACAGGACUACAAUGCUCUGGCUCCAGGACUGCCCAGAGUGUUAGAGAUUUCUGACCAAGAAGCCAGUGAUCUACAGUGUUACACUGAGAUGCAUUUGUCCCUGACCUGGGACUGGCUGAUUGAUAUAAUGGACUCCACUGAGGCCCAGCUGCGGUUUGGUGCAGCCCUCUGUCACACCACCGACCCCGCCAAUCCUAGUCACCCCCUCCACUCCAACUACGUCCGUAACCUACGGGAGAGAACAAACCGUGAGGAGAGUCGUAUCCUGCAGGCUCUGGACAGACGCAGAGCUAGGUUUGGAACCAUUGGAGCUGAUGGAAACCUGGCCCGUCGUGAAUUCCUGAAUUACGCUCUUUCUCUGAUGAGGUCUCAUAAUGAUGAACAUGCUGACUCGCUGCCCAGUCUUGAUAUCCUGUCUAUGAGACAUGUCGCCUAUGUGUUUGAUGCUUUGAUAUAUUACAUGAGAAGUGGUAUUGACACAGAUGCUGAUGUUUUCAGGGAUGGUAUUUCUGUCAUUUCCUGGGACCAUGAUGAAAACGAGAAUGAGGAGCAUGAUGAUGAUCCUGUCACCAACAUGUCGAUGGACAACGAGAGUGUGGACGGCGAGUCUGAUGUCACCACGAAGUCUGGACGCAAACACCAGUUCUUCCACCGCUCGGACUCCACCACUUUCCUAGGAUGUCCGCCACCAGACCCAUUCCAGACACCUCUGGUACAGGCCCUGCCAUUGGCUGACCUCCCACAUCUCCUCCAACCAAACGCUAGGAGAGAAGACCUGUUUGGCAUGAUACGACAGGCUGUAGCACCUUUCAGGGCAUCCUCAGACGUAAAGUCAGCACAGAAGAUGUCAGGCAGUAGGAAUCAAUUUGAUAAAUUGCCAAUCAGAAUGGCCCUAUCUGAGCGCCGCUCAGCCAGCUGUCUGAUGCAGACCUCUUCUCUACCCAUGGCCUCUGUGCCAGGCCCUCUAUCCCAACCAGGACCCUCCCAUCUUCCUGAUGCCCCCUUCAGUAGUGCUAGUGUAAUAGUGAAACCUCCCUCUCAGACUUUACCUUCUCAAAUGGCUGGCAGCCAGCCAGGAGAUACAACUAUGCUCAGCAAUAUCCCCUUGCCAGGACAGAGUCCAGAUGUGAGUAAAUCCAAUGAAAUGUUAAAUCAGGCUAGUGUGAUUGUACAUUCCAGUGCAGCCCAAGGUUUGCCUUUACCAGUACCAGCCUACUCUGGUGCUCAGCUACCCGAUGGAAGGUACAUGCCCGGAGAAAGGCGAAUGGAUCCACACAGUCAAAUGAGUAGUCAGUCUGACUCUUUAAACAGAAGUCUGAAUAUCCAACCCCCCUCCCUGAGUUCUGUCCCCUCAGACUCCUCCUCUUCCCUAAUGUCGGGGGUCACCACCCAGUGUAGCACGGGUAUGUCCUCAUCCCUGACAAAGAGCAAUACAGAUAGCAGUGGGAUGUCGAUGGGAGUGCUACCAGGGAUGAUGGAGUCCCAGUCCAUGCAGUCUCUGCCCUCGGAGAGCAUGCCUGACAGCGCCCCCUUCCCCGACCAGAUCCCUGGACCCUCCACAAUGGAGAUGGCUGACCAGAGGACGCCCUCAUCUAGUGAUGGUCCAUCCAUGCAGGCCAGCUACAGUGACACGUUGCCCUCAGGGUCUGUGGAGCCUGGUCUAGACAUGGUGGGAGCUCAUGAGAAUGUCUGUAACACGGUGGACAUAGAGACCUCAGCUGUACCCCCAGGUCUGGGACCGGUCAGGCUUAACCCCUUGAGUAACUUGGUUUCACAUGACGUUUUGCUUGGGCGAUGGCGAUUGGCCCUUGACCUGUUUGGGCGUGUCUUCUGUGAUGAUGUGGGGGCGGAGCCUGGAUCUGUCAUCAGUGAACUGGGGGGAUUCCCGGUCAAGGAGAGCAAGUUUAGACGUGAGAUGGAAAAGAUCAGAAACUCUCAACAGAGGGAUAUCAUCUUGGAUGUGGAAAGAGACAGGAAUUUGUUAAUUGUUCAGUCAUUCAAGCAACUCAACACUCAGUAUAACAGGAGAACCAACACCAGCGGUCCCCCUCUGGCUGUUCACAGGGUCAAGGUCACCUUCAAGGACGAACCAGGGGAGGGUAGCGGAGUAGCCAGGAGCUUUUACACUGCCAUAGCUAAUGCUGUUUUAUCACAAGAAAAGCUUCCUUCAUUAGAUGGGGUGCUGAUUGGAGGCAAAAACCUGCAGUAUAAUUUACUACAAAGAGCAAGAUCUAGAGAGAGAGAAAGAGAGAGACAGCGGUCCACUCUCCGCAGACAGCGUAGCAGGGAGAGGGACACUAGACGUACUCUGUCCUAUGACGCCCCUCCCUUCUACAUGCCAGCAGAGGCCCCUGUAGCCAACAAUAACAACCCCAGUCCAGCGGGACCCCCCUCCUCGGACUCCAGCUCUGAGGGCGGACCUGACACCGUGUCACAGUACCGCAGACAGCUGGGAGAGAGGCUGUACCCUAAAGUCAGGGCUCUACAACCAUCUCAGGCCCCUAAGAUAACUGGUAUGUUACUAGAAUUGUCCCCAGCCCAGCUGCUGUUGAUGUUGACCUCAGAGGAGACCCUGAGACAGAGAGUGGAUGAAGCUGUAGAUAUAAUCAUGUCUCACGGAAGAGAGCUGAGUGCUGAAGCUCUUUUGGAUCUGGAUAUCUUCAAUCUGUCUGCAAGCGACAAGAAGAAGAAAUUGACGGACCGUAAAAACGAGACGGAGGAGGAGGAAGAACUGGAGGAUAACUCUCCGCUGUUCUGGCAGCCCGGAAAACGGGGGUUCUACUCCCCGCGACCCGGGAAAAGCACACCAGAGAGGCUCAACGCAUUCAGGAAUGUCGGAAGAAUAAUAGGUCUGUGCCUGUUACAAAACGAGAUGUGUCCCUUGUUCCUGAAUCGCCAUGUCCUGAAGUACAUCCUGGGUCGUAAGAUUGGCUGGCACGACCUCGCCUUCUUUGACCCCGUAAUGUAUGAGAGUCUCAGACAGGUGGUCCUGGACUCCGAGAAUAAGGACGCCUCCCUACUGUUUGCUGCGCUGGAUAUGAACUUCUUUGUACAACUUGGAGUAGAGGAGGGUGGGGAAGAAGUAGAACUUAUCCCCGGGGGCAGUGAUGUAGAAGUUAAUGCUCAGAACGUACAUGAUUACGUGCGUCGCUAUGCAGAAUAUAGAAUGGUUAAAGUACUGGAAAAAGCAUUAAAGCACUUAAAGCUAGGUGUAUUUGACGUAAUCCCCAGUAGUUCUUUGGAGGGACUGACCGCAGAGGAUUUGAGACUUCUACUGAACGGCGUGGGGGACAUCAACGUACAGACACUCAUCAGCUACACGUCAUUUAAUGAUGAAAGUGGUGAAAGUAAUGACAAGGUCCAGAGAUUUAAGCGCUGGUUUUGGUCAGUUGUGGAGAAGAUGAACAACCAUGAGAGACAAGACCUGGUAUAUUUCUGGACAUCGAGUCCAGCUCUCCCUGCUAGCGAGGAGGGAUUCCAGCCCAUGCCCAGCAUCACCAUACGCCCGGCCGGAGACGACCAUCUACCGACCGCCAACACCUGUAUAUCACGGCUCUACAUACCACUCUACUCCUCCAAAGUCGUGCUACGCAGCAAAAUGCUUCUAGCCAUCAAGACCAAGGCUUUCGGUUUUGUGUAGAAUCAGGAGGCACAGUUCGGAUUGACAAGAGCUCUCUUAUAGACUGAGCAGUGAUGAUAAUUUUGGCAUCAUUGAAGUGCUUUCAUCUGCUUAUUUAAACAUUUAUGGAUAAAUUAUUCAGCAUUUGGUGCACAUGCUUAAUAGAGAUCCACACAAGAUCCAUGUGAACAUGAACAAAGUUCCAGAUUUUGAUCCCUGGAUUUUGCUGAAUCGGCCAAUGAAAUGUGGCAGUUAUAAUCAUGGUGUUCAAUUAAUUUUUAAUUCAAUAUGGAAGUCUGUGUGACUGUUUGUAAUGUGUGAUGUUUGUGAGGUAUAACAGAAAGCAAAGAAAUGCUUUAUAUAUAACUGUUGAAUGGUUUACCAAUUAAAAUUGGAGAUUCCUAA